Pseudozyma hubeiensis SY62 is the source of this 2886-nucleotide messenger RNA. RefSeq lists its product as hypothetical. NCBI's taxonomy places the organism in Eukaryota, Fungi, Basidiomycota, Ustilaginomycetes, Ustilaginales, Ustilaginaceae. Gene Ontology annotation, biological process: protein phosphorylation; mitotic cell cycle; intracellular signal transduction. The record is from RefSeq and is a predicted model, not a curated record. Gene Ontology annotation, cellular component: nucleus; cytoplasm. The transcript has a single exon. Gene Ontology annotation, molecular function: histone H3T3 kinase activity; ATP binding. Bases 1 to 2886 code for a protein of 961 amino acids.
AUGUCAUUUCUUCUGGUUCGUAUCGGAAAGGAAGAAAGCCAAACGACUUUUCAGGGCCGCUUACGUAAUACGGGUGCGUCCAAGCAAGUCGCAGUCACGUGUCGGUUUCGCGUUGAUUUUUGGCGAGAAUCUAAUAUUUCCGGGCUGAGCAGUGUGAGAGUUGUGUUGGUGUUGGUCGAAUGUGAUGCUCGGAUGCAGGGACUUUGCAUUCGCUACCUGGACGCUAAAAAUGUGGAUGGCCUGAUCGUCAUCACAACCAUCUCAUCACCAUCCGACACCGAACAAGCAAUUCCAGCUUCGAAGCCUUCCGCGAAGGAGCCUCGUACUUCGGUGAUGUCGUUCCUCUCCGGCAACACCAAAAAGGUGUCGGUGUACGGUCGCAAAGCCGAAGUCAGGGUCGUGAACCGGCACUCCACCUUCACCUCGCUCGAGAACGACGAGAACGAUCCUUUUGGCUUUUUCAAGCCGCAGACAAAGCCCAAGGUCACUUAUGGUAAAUCCCGGGCAUCCGUCUUGCCUUUGUCUUUGGGAUCGAACGGCGCAGGAUCGAUUCAAGACACUCUCAGAGACCAGUCUGCGGCAGAUCAGAGCUCGGCUUACGAGACGGCGGACUCCAGCUCUUCCUUUCACUCGGCUUGCAGCUCCACUGCACCUUCAUCUUCGAGCUCGAGCCGCUCGGCCAAAGCGAAGGAGCCGUCUGAGCAGAGAGCAGCGCUCGCAAGCAAGACCUUGAACAAGGACGAGCAGCCUGUAGCCAAAUCGCAGAAGCGGUCGAGCCCUAAGAAGGCUCUCGUUCGGAGCGCAAUCGAUGCGACACCAAAAGCACGUCGCACCAAGUCCAGCACAGGCGCAGUUGAUUCUCCCAGAACCGUCAGAAAGCCCGUUCCUGCCAGAUCAUCGACACCGACCUUGCCCAAUGAAUCAACACCACCACCCAACCAGCCCGCCGGCAGGUCAUCCCGACGAGCAGCACAAGCAGCACGUAUGGCGAUCCAGGACUACGACUUCACCGACAGGGACAUGACUCCGCGUCGACCCGUGCCUACCAAGUCGUACUUUGCCGAAAAAGCUCGACAGCUGGCCGAGCUCGCAGCGCAGGAACAACACGAGCGUCCGCAGCCGAAAGCUGUGAAGGAAGGAGGACGCGUACGGAAAUCGAUGGCUGCGAGACCGCGCAAAACGACCGCUCUCGGCACAUCGGCAUUGUCGGCGAUCUCCAUCUCCGACUCGUCUCUGUCCUCAGCCGCGGGCGUUUCAGACUCUUCGUUUGAAGCUGCCGGAACGAGUGAAUCAUCCUUGAGCAUGAUCGGUCCCAGCAGCGAUGAUUCGUACGCCUCGACAGAGAAGAGGAGGAGCGCUGCAGCAAAGGCGAAAGCCAAGCAGAACAAACGCGUCACCCGACGCAUCGCGGCGAACAGCGACGAUGAGGACGAGCAAGACGACAAGCCAGGCUCAGACGACGAAAGCGAGCAAGAUCCUGCCAAUCAACUCGCGGCUCAGGUGACCGACCUGGCCGUCUCGGAUGGUGACGAGGCGAUCGGCAACACCAGCAGCCUUUUUGGGCUCCUUGAUUGCGUCUCGCAGUCCAAGCCGAAGUCAUUUACAGAGGUGAUCCAGCAGCUUCGUUUGGGCACUGCUUCUUCACGUCGCCGUGUCGAAAAGAUUGGCGAAGCAAGCUACAGCGAGGUCUUCAAGAUUUUCGCGUCGUCUCGAGCCGAACAAAGCAAACACGAAGCAGUCGUGCUCAAGAUCAUCCCUAUCUCAAGUCCGAACUCGGUCGACGGCGUAACCGUCAAUCGAGAUGACCUACCAUUCACCUCACCAGCUGCCGACGUCGAGCGCGAGAUCCGGCUGAUGCAACUCGUCGGAAGCGGAUCUUGUGCCUCUGACUCAUUCGUAUCGCUACGUGCGGCACACAUAGUUCGAGGAUCGUAUCCCUCCGCACUCAUCCAAGCCUGGGAUCGCUGGGACGACAAACGACGCACAAAGACGGGUGAAGGCGCAGAAAACAUCCGACCAGACGUUCUCGGACGACAGCAAGUCUACGCCUUGCUCGUCAUGACCGAUGGCGGGAUGGAUUUGGAGAGUCUCAGGGUGAAAUCUUGGUUGCAAGCAGCUUCCAUCUUUUGGCAGGUGGUGGGCGGAUUGGGAGUGAUGGAGUCCAAGUACGAAUUCGAGCAUCGUGAUUUGCAUUGGGGCAACAUCCUCGUGCAGGGCGUCGCACAGGACGUCUCGACCAAGACUCACAGUCGAGGCGACACGUCGAGCUGGUUGCUUGAUCCAAAAGUCUCUGGAGUCAAGGCUACGAUCAUCGAUUUCACCCUGUCACGUGCUUGUACUGUGCCGGUCACCACGAAGCAGAAGGCGAAAAAGGACGAUGUGCUGCACUACCCUUUCGACGACGAAACGCUGUUCGACGGUUCGGGCGACCCACAGUUCGAAGUGUAUCGCGAGAUGCGAAGCGUCACGCGCGGUUCGUGGCAGAGCUACUUCCCAGCGACCAACGUACUUUGGCUGCGCUACCUUGCGCAUAAGCUGGUGGAUGUAAAGUGCAAAUCGCACGGGAUACCCAAGGCAUCUCAGGUCAACGGAGAUAUGGAUGCUCAGCGAGACUUGCAAGCUUAUACCCUUUUGCAGAAAGCAGUUGUCGAUUUGGAUGGCGCUGCACAGAAGCUGUUGGAAGAUGCGACUUGUUCGAGGAAGGUGGCCGCGGGAGGGAGGAAGUCGCUUCAUCCUCAAGCCAGGAAAUCAGUUUUGCCAUCUUCCGCGACAGGACUGAUGAGGAGAGGUAGAGCGACAAUGGCGCCUGCGGCACUAUUCGAAGCGUCAGAAGAGGCAAAGGCGUCGAAAUCGGCUGCUGAGCUCAUGUCGCUUCUUGAACAGUAG